Aspergillus steynii IBT 23096 is the source of this 4780-nucleotide messenger RNA. RefSeq names its product WD repeat protein. The transcript is spliced from 2 exons. The record is from RefSeq and is a predicted model, not a curated record. Gene Ontology annotation, molecular function: protein binding. Bases 447 to 4487 code for a protein of 1346 amino acids. Gene Ontology annotation, biological process: positive regulation of TOR signaling. NCBI's taxonomy places the organism in Eukaryota, Fungi, Ascomycota, Eurotiomycetes, Eurotiales, Aspergillaceae.
GUAGGAGGUCACCAUUCACGAUGCUAUGAAUUGAUGAUUGUUCCCUACUCCAUACUUCCUAUGAUAGCAAUGUAGCAUGUAGACUCCUACGCCUACUCCGUAGGCAAGUGACAAGCAGCCUGACUAAGCGCGGAUUGUGAUUGCACUUGACCAUCCAUCAAUCACCAGGGCUCCUUCCCAAGUCAUCUUUCCUUCCCCCCCUCCAACUCCAACGAGCGAAAAGCUCCGCCUCCCCCUUUCCUUCUUUUUGCCUGGUCCCCACCACCUUUGCCAUUUUCAUUAUUAUUAUUCUCGCCAUUAUUCAUGCUUUGAGUUUCUUGUUUGUGCCCCCCCUCCCCUUCAGCGCUGCUCUGUUCCCGGGACCGUUGGCGACCAUGGGGCUGCGACCCUGAUUGGGUUAAGUCGUGGUUGACGGGCCUCUCAGCGGUCGAGAUCGAGUAGGAAUUAUGUCCGAUUAUCCUCGACUGCCCACUCGAGGCAGCUCUUCCUCGCCGACUCCCCCUCCCCCUCCCCCCCCGGCUCCCGUGCAACAGGGUCACAAGUAUUCCAACCGCGCCGCCAGCGCCCUGGCAAGAUUUGCCCAGCCGUUCUUUUCGGGGUCGAGACCUCCCAGUCCGCAAACUCCAGGGGGACGUGCAGACCUCGCUGCCGGUCCCCGCCUUACUAGGUCCAAGUCUUUACCCGGCACAUCCCAGACGGUUACCCACAAGACGGGUAUACCAAUUGCGGCAUUGGACAUUUCUCCCCAACGGACACAUGCAGUAAUCGGAGGCAAAGAAAUCCUCAAAACCAUUCGCGUUUCACCUGAUCAUCUGUCCGAGGAAUUCAAUCUCCGCAAUGCCAUCAUCAGUUACUCCUCCACCCACCAUGUGGGGAGUGGUCUCUCUGCGCGACACAAGGACCAGCUGACGGUGAGAGACGUGAAGUGGUCACAUGGUACCUAUGACCAGAUCAUCGCCACGGCCGUGGCCAACGGCCGCAUUGUGCUCUACGAUCUACACCGGACCGGCCUUGAAUAUUGCCGGUUUCAGGGGCACAAUCGCCAGGUCCACCGAUUGGCUUUCAACCCGCAUAGACCGCAUCUGUUGUUAUCCGGCAGCCAGGAUUCUUCCAUCCGGAUGUGGGACCUGCGCGUACCCUCGAUAGAGCGGGGUGCCUCGGUCUGUGGCAGCAAGGAGCAUUUCAACGGAAAUAGCGAUGCCAUCCGGGACAUACGGUGGUCGCCUAGUGACGCGUCCAUGUUUGCAACCGCUACGGACAGCGGCGCCAUCCAACUGUGGGACAUUCGGAAAACGAAUGCACCGGCCAUGAGAAUCACAGCCCAUGACAGACCCUGUUUCUCGGUGGACUGGCACCCCGAUGGAAAGCACAUCAUUAGUGGCGGCACGGACAGGCAGGUCAAGGUGUGGGACUUCUCGUCUUCGGCGGAGCGUAGACAGAAGCCGACUUUUCAAUUUCGGACCCCGCAAGCAGUCCUAAACGUACGGUGGCGCCCGCCAUCCUGGGCUCGGGAGCCGGAAAGCACCGGGGAUUGGCAGUCUACCCAGGUGGUGACUUCCUAUGACAAAGAAGAUCCGCGUAUUCACCUGUGGGAUCUUCGUCGGCCGCACAUACCCUUCCGCGAAUUUGAUAGAUAUGACUCACAUGCCACCGACUUGCUGUGGCAUUCGAAAGACCUGCUGUGGACGGCCGGCGAGUCCGGUGCAUUUACCCAGACCGACGUGCGUUACGCACCUCAGGUGGUCAAUCAACGACCAACGUGUGCCGUGGCGUGGAGUCCUACCGGUGACGUACUUGCAUUCGUCCAGAAGCGCCCCAGGAGAAGCACACUGGGUCUCAGCACCACCGAAUUCGUAGGCCAUAAAGAGGAGGAGAGUAACGGCGGUGAGGUGCUUAGUCAAAGCCCUGUCGACGACCUUCUCGAUGAACCUUCUUUCGCCUCGAUUCGUCACCGACAUACCAAGUCGACGAGCAGUGCUCGACCGUCAAAAUCAUUGGGUGGAACCCCGCCCGGUACAUCGGAUUUCAAACAGGUCCUCCCGCUUGAGCACGUGCUGGCAAAGAUCAAGCCUCCUGGUCCGUAUCAGCAGGGCAUGACCGGAAACAUCCCAGGUGCUACAAUGAGCCAGGAAGUCUUCCGGCACCUGGCUCGUCAUUAUUCCCCACUGCUCGGGGAUUUCGAUGGCAUGCUUCCGGAUAGCUUCCGCGGUUUCCUGGAGUCACUGACUCGCAACGCGCAGUCCGCACAAGAUGCCUCGUUGAUAAAGUUGGCUCAAACAUGGCGCAUCAUCCAAUUUGCCGCUAUCCAAGAGCUUGAACUUCAAGCCAGAGAGCGGCAACAGGCCCCCGAGAAAGGCUCCCGCAAGGUCAAAAAGAAGCUGUCUGACGAAGGGCCUGUUGCGGAAAAAACACGAGGCUUAGAAGACGGGAGACAGGAUAAAAUGAAAACACGCUUUUUCAAGGGGGUGUUGGAACCCGGAGCGUCCAAGAAGCAGCUGAGAGACGCCGAGAGCGCGUCAAAUAUGACUACUCCUCUGGCGCAACCUCUGCCCGACUCUCCCGUCGGGUCUUCUGACAGCUCUGCUUCCCACAUGACAUCCUUGAAUGAUUUCUCGAACAUUCAACCGCUGCCGCCCUCCGUCUUGAGCUCUAACACCGAUACGAUGAAUUCCAACGAUUGGUCUUCCGUUUCUGACGCCGAGCCUCGCCCCAUCGCUCAGCUACAGCAUCGCCAUUCAUCAGGCGAAAGUCCGCAUUCUCGGGCAAUGCUCGGCUCGCUGCCCCAAGUCCCCGAAAAUGACCAGAGGUCUGCACCGCGAGCAAUUGCUGGGAGAACAGACUGGCGCACGCAGAACCAUCCCGACUAUACGAAGGGAACUUCGGAGGAGGAUGAAUAUGACCAGAAGAUGGAAGAUAAGAGGGCGGCUAUCCGAGACUAUAAGUCGGUUCCAAAGAAAGUUCUAUCCCUCGAGUCUCCUGUAGAGACCACAAAGCCCCCAGCCUUUCAUCGUCACGAAUCUACCGAGAGCUUCCCGAUGUUUUCUGCAUCUACAGGAAGCUCACAUCCCUCUAAAUCAUUGGGCAUGUCGUUCUCCUCAGCGAGGCUGUACGGUGUAUCAGAAAACGUUACUGAUCCUGUGGAUGAGCUUGAGGACGAAACACCUAGUAAAAGUCUAUCCAAGUCAAUGCUGGGCUCUGGCGCCGCUCAGAAAGAGGAUCUAGUUGAAGAUGAACCCUUUGAAGAAGAACUUGCAGAUUCUGGUCACAUCCAUCUCGAACGACCUUCUAGUCCCCCUAUUCUAUUGAAGGAAUCCACCCCUCUAAAAUCACCCGACCAAGAAUUUGAGACCGAUUUUUUCCCUGUGCCAUGGACCGCACCUGGUGAAGGGGAUGACUUCGAUGGACCUAUAAUCCCCAUCAGUCCGGACGGAACAGACGUCAAGCCUUGGAGUGCCGAGGCUCUACUGAAGCAAGCAACCAGGCACUACCAUAGUGGUGCCCAUGUUGAUGUCCAGACCGCUGCUCAUUUGCUCCAGAAAUUACGCAUCCUCUUCCGGGACCACGAGAAGAUUAUUCCAAGCGAGGAGUGCGAGCUUGUCUACCAGGCUUAUAACGAGCAACUUGUCCGCCAGUCGAUGCCUAUUGAAGCGGCCGAACUUCGACUUCUUUGCGCGCCGUGCUAUCCGGCGGUCUAUGAAUAUGCCCAGGUCGACACUUACAUGAAUGUGUUUUGUUUUACGUGCAAACGGCCGUAUGAGAAUCCCAAAAACGACAAUCGUCGCUGUUACCGUUGCAGCACCCCCCAGGAACCCUGUACAAUUUGCAUGAGCAUUGAUCCGCCCCCAGAAUGGGUGGCUGAACAAACCGCAUCCCCGUCGCCCUCCAGUCCUGAGUGGGAGUCCGAGGCUCCUUCCCACCUUCUAUCGUCACAUUCUUCACUCCGGACUGAACCGAUCCCACCGUCGGAAUUGCAGCACAUUCAAGAGAAUCUUUUGAAUCCUUCUAGCCCUCCUCGACCAAAGGGAUCUACCCUCUGGACCUGGUGUCAAGGCUGCGGCCACGGAGGUCACAUGGCUUGCAUCGGCACAUGGCUGAAUGAUAUCGCUGCCAGUGAAGGCGGAUGUGCCACUCCAGGCUGCAUGCACGACUGCGGUCCCGGCCCACGCCGAGAACACAAUCGGACGGUCUUACUCGAGGAGUCUAAGAAGCGUGACACCGUCAGCAAGAAAUCUGGGUUCGGGUUUGUGAAGCGAGAUGCUUGGUCACGGGGUGAAAGUAAAGCGGUCGAAAAAGUUCGGGGCAUGCUCAGCGUUGGCACAUCGGGUGGAACAAAUGCGUCGCCCACGAGCAAUGCAGGACCUAGCGCGACUUCCUCGAAUUUGAUGUCGCCCAAAAAGGUACGACUGGUCACCCCUAGCGAGCAGGGGAAGCGGCGAAGCGCCGCCUCUCGUGCGAGUACGGGGGGUAGCAGUGGUUUGACCGGCUGAUCUUGAUCUUGACGUCCUAUUUAUUUGUCAUUGGCGGUAAAUGCGAUCUUUUCUUUUCUCUUCUUUGCUUUAGGCAUCAGCUUCGAAUAUACCCAUGUAUUUCUAGUCUCAUAAUGUGUUAUAUGAUCUUAUUGCCUUGACUUAUGGACCGAGUAGAACUCACGGGACAUUGUCAAUUGUGUGCAUUUACAUCGACUUUCUCUUAUUGACUAAACACCAUAGGAGGCCGGAUUGUGCCAAAUGGUUUCCACACUAAGCCUACACAGACGAGUCGAGGCUAUUUAUAACCUAGC